AUGCCAGUGCCAUCAGGAGCUUACGGUGCGAUUGGAACUCAACCCUCCUGCUUUACUAGAAUGAAACUGGGUUUUAUGAUGGGCUUCUGUGUUGGAAUGGCUAGUGGUGCUAUAUUUGGUGGUUUCACAUGUUUUAGAUUGGGCUUGAGGGGUCGUGAACUCGUAUCCACAGUCGGUCGCAACAUGCUCCAGGGCGGUGGCACUUUCGGAUUAUUUAUGACCAUAGGUACAGCAAUUAGAUGCUAA
Molecule: messenger RNA, 246 nt
Organism: Protopolystoma xenopodis
Lineage: Eukaryota; Metazoa; Platyhelminthes; Monogenea; Polystomatidea; Polystomatidae
Source: the annotation of a GenBank genome assembly